Molecule: messenger RNA, 5610 nt
Organism: Zootermopsis nevadensis
Lineage: Eukaryota; Metazoa; Arthropoda; Insecta; Blattodea; Termopsidae
Source: RefSeq, a predicted model, not a curated record
UCAGUUCAUUAACAGAUGCUACACGUCGAAGUGUGUUUGAAUUUGGUGCAAGGUAGAAUGGUUCUAGUCCUGAGCGGCGUGCUACAGGAGGAGGCACCGCCCGACACGCGGACCUUAUUUCACAAUCACCCAGUGUAUAAGGACUCGGCAUCACAGCUGCUUGCUAUCCCAACGAAGGUGGUAGGACCUGUUGGCCUCCUCUAUGUUCAGCAAAGGGAACUGGCAGUUACUAUACCCCAUGACAAAAAUGUAAAUAUUCUUGGGUCAGAUGAUGCUACAACAUGCAUCAUUGUUGUUCUCCGUCAUUCAGGAUCAGGAGCUGUGGCAGUAGCGCAUUUGGAUGGUGCUGGAACAGAUGAGGGUGUUAUGAACGUGAUUCAUAGAGUCCAGGAAUUAGCCCUGGGUUAUCCUGAGGGACAUCUAGAAUUGCAGCUCAUUCGCUCAUUGGUGGUUUUUUCAGAUAGCCAUAAUUAUUCAGAAGGGUUGUUCCACAGUAUCAUGCAUUCUUUCCAUAAGCAGUUAGUAGAGAUUGAUUUGACGCUUGCCUGUGUGGGAGAACUGAACACUACAAUUCGUGGUGGUAUUCAUUGGCCAAUACUUUACGGAGUCGGUGUGAAUGUUAAAACCGGAGAAUUGUUCCCAGCAACAUUUCCAGACAAGGGCCCUGAUCAGGCUCUUCGUGGUGCGCGACACCUUACUGGUGGACAGCAGAUUUUGGAUGUGUAUGAUUGUCAGCUGGGAUUGUUACGAAUUGGACCAUUUAAUUAUGAUCCUCUGCGAGGUGUUGACCUCUGGUUAGAGCAGACAGAUGAUUUCAUUUUGCAGCAUUUGUCCACAGCACCAGAAGUAGAGCCACCUCAUUUUGUCAUGCAGGUGCGGGCAACAUUGAAGUACAUCCAAGACCAUCCAUUCCCAGCUGUGACAGUGUUCCGAGAUAAUCGGCCACACUACUACCGGAGGGAUGAAAACAGCGGAACGUGGGUUCCAAUACGAUAUUGAAACACUAGCGUAAGAAACUGGACACUCUUGGCCAAGGUUAUUACUUUUGGGAAAAUAGAAUGUACAGUGUAUGUCCAUUACCCAGAAAUAAUUUUCAUAGCAAAUAAACUUAUGAGCACAUAGAUAUUGAUUGAUAUAAAACUGUUUUUUGAUACGGUAUUUAAGCUGUUAACACAAUUAAAAUGUGUUUAACGUGAUGAUAUAUUUGCAGUCGUGUGAAAUAUAAAACAUGUUGAGUUACAAUGUAUUUCACAUUUAUAUUUUGCAAAUUGAAUUAAAUGCCAUUUUUACAGAAUAUGGUGUUGUAUAUGAUUAAGAAUGAAGCCAAAAUUAUAUGCAUAGUGUAGGAUAUAGGGAUAUAAUGCAUAGUGAAAGUAUAAUUUUAUCAAUUUUUGUACUUAGCAUUCUGAUUCUAAGACAAAAAUAUCAAGCCUGUAUCAGUGCCAUUAUUAAAUAUGUUGUAUGCUCUUGUAGCCUGUCAUGAAAGUAUCUUAUGUUAGAUAAAACACACACUUGUUCCACUGCAAAAGAAAAGAGAAGUGAAAAUGUGAGGACCUCAUAACAUGGGAUACCAACAUUUUUUACCCUCUAAGUUCUAUACUGUAUUGAAAAAUAUUGGAACUGCAAGUUCUCAUGUAGUGAAUAUGGCUGUAGCAGCCCCAACCAUUUUCUUGAGUAUAUUGUGCAACCAGGGGGCAUUCAUUGGUUUUUGCUGCUGUCAGUACUUUUCAAGGUACGUGAUUUUGUUCCUGCUGCACUAAUUGAAUGAGCUUGGAACUAACGAUAUUUAUGCCUGAGAGUGAGGUCCUUAAUUGACUCCUGAAAGUAACUGCAUGAUCUUCAAAAUUCUUAUAAGCUCUAAAGUGGUGUGGGAAAAUGAGAUAUCAUUCUAUUUCACUGCCCCAUAUGAACACCUGAUGAAUUUAAAUGAUAUAUUUAAUAAAAUUUGAUUGCAGAAUGCCAGGGGAAAGAGGAAAGUAGGCCUGGUUUGGGCAAGAGAAAGCAGUGGAGCCAGAAGAAUGUGUGUGCAGCUGUUGUCAUUAAAAGCUGUGUUCUUUUAUUCCAGCAAUAUUAGUUUUGUUUCGCAGUACAUCGCUUUUUGAUGAGUUCCUUCUCACAAAACUUAGAAUGUGUUUAAGUACAUGUUUCUUUCAUUAAUUUACCUUUUCUCAUGAUUAACACUAUCUUCUAAUACAAUUUGUGAAGUAGCACGGAUUUCCCUCAUCUUUCUUCAAGGGGUUUGUACAUACAUUUUUAAUUUCAUUAAAUAUUGUGGGAAAGGUAUUAUCAGUGCAGAAUAUUCUACUCUAAAGCCUUGUAGCCAGAUACAUUUUUCAUUAGUUCAUUUGGUUAUCUUUCUUAUUUACGAAGUUGAAUCAGAGCUAGAUGCCAAAAACAAUAUCGUAUAUCAUAUAUGAACCUUGUCCUCUGUUACAGAAAGAGUUAUUCAUAGUUUCAGUUAAAAAGCUUUAACAUGUUUGUCCUUAUGCCCCAUUUUAUUUUUAUUUGAAUGUUAUAGUAGAAAAGUGGUAUAACAUAAAAACACGAAUAGCUACUUUUUAAAUAAACAGUAUAGUAAAUCAUUCCGCAUUUUAUUAAUUACUGACAAGAAAUACACACAGAAAUUGUGUCAUGUUUUAUUAAAACAGCGGAACUUUAUGCAACUUCACAUUGGUAACAGUGGCCAUGAUAUAUGCAACAUCAGUCAAAAUGCAAGUGUUCAUGAGUUUAUAGUGCACGUUAACACUGUUGUUGUUUCUCAACAUGACGUUGGCAGGAGGGAGUGUGAUUAUGAAUUAUGACACUCCGUCUUGCCUGACUGUCUGUGACUUACUGACCAUGGAGUGAAAUGUUCACUGUUAUAGGGUCAGACACAUACAGAAAUGUAUCAUUUUAAAAUAGUUAACACUGGACAAGUGUUUUGAAAAGGAUUAUAUGUAAUAUAAUAAGAUACGCAAGUUUGUUGUACUCUGUUUUCACAUCUAAAAUGUCUUAUGUCCAGAGGCUUUAUGUGAUUGCUUAUUAUGCUCAUAAAUUUUACAUAUUUGUCUCGUUAAGGAUGGAUUUGUGUAGCAGUCAAGACGUAUGUACUUGUCUCUGUAUUCUGGAAGAUUACUUUAUUUGAAACUUAAUAUUAAGCAUAUCAUAUUUGUCAUUUCUGCAUAAGUUAGGUGAAAUAUGGAUGGCAUUCUGCCUAUGAAAAAAGACUGAGCUUUUGUAUAUCGUGAAGUAUUCUUUAAAGAUGCCGAUGUAACGUCUUCCGACAGAGUACAGAUUCCAUCGCAUACGAAGACAAUAGUAUGUGACAUUUUGAUAUUCAUCCGUAAUUUUUAUUUUAUUGCGAUUCAGAGCAAAAUAGCACUACUGAAAUUAACACUGUGAUAUUGUGACUGUGUACGAAACAUCUUAUAAUUAAGAAUUUUAAAUAUUGCGUAUUAAUUCGUUAGUUGUUAUCCUCUGAGGUAUCAGUACAUUUCAUUUCUAGAAAGACUGAGAAACAGUUAGUUCUAAAUUAUUUUUAAUUUCCAAUUGAAGCUGCAUACUGUAUCUCCAGACUGUAAUGAAUUUUAACUAAGUUGCGCUGUAAAUACAGUAGUGUAAAAAAUACAUCGUGGAACAUUUAGAGAAAACAUUUUUAUCCCUACAUUUUUACAUCAUUUGAUGUGAUUGUCUAAGCAGAAUUUCUCUGUGAGAUUGUACAGUUCAGUGUUAAUUUCGAAGCUCUGUCUUGUUGUUACCAUUAUCUGUUAUCUGUAUUUCAGAUUUUUAUAUUUUCUAAUUCUGGAAUUAUGCCCCAAGGGCACAUCUACUUUAGAUGUAGAUUUCUUUAUCCUCGCUGUGCAGACCAGGAACGUAAAAAGAUAUAUAAUAUUGAGAGAUAUUAUGGUCUUAUAUCCUACAAAUUUGCCUGACAACUGUGUGUAUGGCCAAGCAGUUUAUAGUACCUGGAAAAGGUCAGUAAGUUUCGACCAUCUCAUAAGAUGUUUUGUUAUUCUACCUGUGAGUCAGACUUGUUAGAACUCAUUUUUUUAAUUUACUAUAUCAUAAGAUUCCUUUCAUAGCCAAACGUAAGACUUUGGAAGUGGAUGAAUUUAAAGUAUUGAUAUUUUAAAAUUUAAGAAGUCCAUUCUGUUGUAUCAGUCGCUAAAAAUUAAUUUUUAGUAACCAUCAGAAACAACACGCGUGUUAUAUUUUAUUGUUAAUGAAAUUCGUCUCUGAGGAAUCUCCGUAGUGGAGGUAUUUUUGUGACGAUAUCAGUCGAUUGUACCGAACUAUGAGACUUUCAUGCACCAAAAUGCAGUUUUUGUAACAAAACAUGAUUGCUGUACAUGUUGCAGCUGUGACUUUGAACUGUAGAAUAGAAAAGCAAACUAAAUGGAUGUCUCUUCCGUCAUAAUUACCUGAUACGUGAAAAUAAAAAUUGGCCACUUUUCACAUCAUCCUGGAAGAAGAAAUUUAUAUACACAAACAAGUUUGAAAUAGAGGUUUGUCAAUACAUAAUCAGACUGAAUUUUUACGUUUUUAAUUUGGUCUGUAAGAGUGAAAGAAAGAAGAGUUCUUUACCUUCAUCUUACCCUUCUUGCUUUAUUGUAGCAUAAGACAGUGGUAUUCAACCUUUUUUGUUCGCAUACCCCCAGAUAUAAUUUCUCUUCAAAUUUGUACCCUCAAAGUUGUUGGUGUAUAAUUCCAGUUAUACAUAGUACAUAAUCUACAUCUAAAAUAAAUUAAAUAAAUAACAUUACAGAUUAUUCAGUGUUUAUCAUAAAAUAAUAUAUAUUUUUUUUAAAUUUCACGUACCCCGUAAGAUGUCCUUGCGUACCCCCGGUAGAAUACCACUGGCAUAAGAGGUCUGUGUUUUCAGGUAUUUCAGUCAGAAAGUUGUUUCGUCCGUGGAAAAGUGUGUUUCAAGUCGCAUGCAAGAUACAAGUAAACUGUAGUCUAAUAAAGAUUGAGAAGUGACGUGACGGGCGAAGAUACUGCCACGAGAGAGUAUUAUUCGUGGUUCCAUGCGAAUGAAAUUGCGUUCUUUCCACCGUGGCAGUACUACAGCCUAUCCAGCAGUUUCUAUAAUGACAAUUAUACAAGUUAAUUAGUUCAGUGGUCCACAAGAUAUUUUAUAUUUGUUUCUUAAAUUCUCUAAGGUGACUUUAUUGUAGCUCAUAUUGGAGCUCCAAGCUAUAAAUACUUAAAUCACAAUAUUUUAGAUACAUGAGUGUCAUAUAUAUUAUAUUGAAAUUAUAAGUCGUGUUGUUUGUGAGCAAGAGGAAAGAUGUUUAUUGCAUGCUCAUAUAUGAGAAUUGAAAGUGUAAAUGAGUAUGUCAAAGCUAUUUUAUAUUAGUUAUGUUUUUUUUUAUCUUGGGUAUUGAAAUAUUUUAAGGUGAUAAGUGAAGCAGGGUUGACUCGAAAGAAUUUGCCCUUCCCAUCAAGACGACCAUUACAAAGUGUUUGCAGUUUUCAUAGAUUGCAUCGCGUAAUAGUUUGAGAUGGUUGUCGAAGAAAUUUGAAGCAGUUAAAAACUGGGAUUGGUGCAGUCUGUGAAGAGGCCUAUAAAUACUUUAUUUAAAUUUAUUAUGUUUUGUCAUUUAUUAAAAACAGUGGAUAUUUUAAUAA